Messenger RNA from Geodia barretti, 236 nucleotides. The record is from the annotation of a GenBank genome assembly. Lineage: Eukaryota; Metazoa; Porifera; Demospongiae; Tetractinellida; Geodiidae.
GACCAGUUUACGGACUUGCAGACAGGGAGAUUAUUGUCAUGCUUCUGCCUGAGACUGUGGUGUGUCGCUAUAUCUGUGACCCUGGUCAGAGAAACAACUACUACGUUUGGCAUACUUUUGCUAUCAAGGAAAACAGGACAGUGGUGAACAAAAUGAGUCAAGCCAAGGUCGGCAACGCAUGGUUCCUGCGAUCUGAUUGGUCAACUGCAUCCCAAGAGGCAGGGCCCCAUACUAUG